Messenger RNA from Cantharellus anzutake, 2748 nucleotides. RefSeq lists its product as uncharacterized. The record is from RefSeq and is a predicted model, not a curated record. The transcript has 21 exons. Bases 253 to 2568 code for a protein of 771 amino acids. Lineage: Eukaryota; Fungi; Basidiomycota; Agaricomycetes; Cantharellales; Hydnaceae.
GCUAGAGUGUUAGGCAGGUGACCAGCCUCUCUUUAGCGGAAAGAGAUAGGAGUGCUGCGGUCGCAGUGCACAGUAAACAGAUUGUAAAAAGCGAUGAAGGGCCGGCACUACCCCUUUUGAUCAUUGAUGUGCGCUCUUUGGAGCGCAGCCACUGGCACUGAUGAUCAACUCGGCCAACUCCUCCGCUUGAGCACGUGCCUCGAACCCGAAGUAACCCCAGGAAGGUUGGCCAACGGCCUCUAGUCGAGACGGAUGCCAAAGGAGGGCAAUUUGGUGCCCUUCAACGCGUCAGCAGACAAAUCAAACACGAAUGGGGCACAUCACAAAGCAGCGAGCGUCUUCCGUCCGCCAACCAGCGAAAUAGCCAACGCGAAUGGCGUGCGGAGACCGAGUUCAGGGAGUAACGCGACAUCCAUUAUUUCUCAACAGCCCUCAUUGCCGGGAUCACACAAACGUUCAUUCUCUGAGGCUCAUCUGAAUCGCCCAAAGAAGAAGCCUCGACUUGACCGUCAACCUUCCGCUUUCGUGACAGGCUCAUCCCGUCCAGUUCCACUUGCAGCUUCAACCUCGUCUAAGCCAUCCGUGUCCAAUACAGCUACACCAGGGAAAUCCCCUGGUGUCUCAGCAUUAGGGAAAUCUAUUCCACAGAAGAGACCUAGCACAGGCCCUGAAAUCAUUGAGAUAUCGUCGUCCGACUCGGAACCGCCUUCCAAGAGCACGAAACAGCCGAUAAUUCGUAAAAAGCGGCCCCCGAAAGUCAAAGAAAAUGAAACCCCCCACAAAACGCCAAAGAAGAGUGUGCCUCCGAUUGCCCCCGUAGCAACGAAACAAGCCCGGCCAUCGUCCAGCCUCGCAACCCCAAAUACUUCCGGUUCUACCACAGCCAAACCGGUGCUAUCACAUUCCGCCACCGCACCACCUCCUGUUGGACGCACGGUGGCUACUCCCAUGAGCCAAGCUGAAGAAGGCUUGAGCCGGGUCCGCCAGUUAAUUUCGGACUUCAUCAGUGUCCGUUCUGUAAAUGUUCCAGAUACUAGUGACACUGUAUCACCGAAGGUGCCUAACAGCACACCUCAUGGGAAUCCCUUGCCGUUCCCUGCGAGUUCCCGAGCUGACAAGGGAAAGCAAAGAGAUCCUGGCGAGAAUACCGGUUUUAUUGAGCGUUCCGGCCUAAGGAAAGUAGCAGAGAGGGAAGUUAUCGACGUUGACGCGCAAUCCCUCGAAACGAGGAAAAAAAGAAAGAGAAAGAGAAAGAAAUUUCCCAUACUCGUCCUCCGCGAAGGAAAGCUCCCCUCAACGUCAGUUGGCUUGAAGAAACCCCUCUUCAUUGAACCAUCCGCUUCGUCUGAACUCUCCUCUCACACCUCCGAACCAAUUGUCAGGAACCCCUCAAAUCAUAAAAAUGAUUUUGCCACCGAGCGACUUGUAACCAAGCCAAAGAAAAAGGAUCAGCAGCAAUCAGCCAUUGAUCAAGUAUUUACUUCUUUUCAAUCCCCUCCACCUAUUUUACACUCAAAAUCUUUAUCACUUGCGUCAAAUGAAAAAGAGCCUUCUGCCAUUGCACCCACUCUCAUAUGUCAAAGUAUCUCAGGUAAUAAGACGUCGCCAUGCGUCAAGUUGGCAGAGGGGGAAACCGGCAACUCGAAUUCCAGUGCCAAGCCGAAGUCUUUUGCUAAGUCCACUGGAAACGGGCAGGACUCAGCAUCUACCUUUCCUAGUGCAUGGCGUUCCGCGGCAACAUCGAAUUCAAGCCCUGCGCCAUCUUCAGGGACAGAUGCGACCGAUCUCGUUGGUGCUUUCGCGAGUCAAGAGGAAGACACGGGUCUUGGCACACCUUUAAGUAGUGACCACCCUCCAACCGCCGCUGCACCAUCCUCAGGGACAGAUGCGGCCGGUAUAGUUGAAAACCCCCUCGGUGCUUCUGCGAGUCGAAACGAAGACGUGGCUUUUGGUGCAUCUUCAAAUAGCGGCCCCACUUUCCAAGGACCUGCCCGCAAGUCCGUUACUUCAUCCAAUGAUCCCAAUGUUAAUCAACCCCCCAUUGGGAAAAGGAAGAUGGCGUCCAUUGAUGCUGGGUCCUCUGCUACAAAGGACGUCCUUCAGACUUCACCCCCGAAGCCGGAGCUGCCAUCGACUGAUGUGCAGAAUAAGCAGGCUUGCAAGGUUUUGAUAGACACAAAAUGCUCGGUGUCAUCAAGCAUGGAACUACCAAAUCCGCAACAUCUGCAAAACCUCCCGACGUCAUCCCAGAAGGAAACCCCAGCUAGUGCCCGUUCAUCACUUAUUGUCACAAAUCACAUUUCGUCGGGAAUAAAAGAGACACCGCCGGGCUCUGUCGGGUCCACGCGAAUUACUCGACAACUUUCUCCAGAUCCUACCACGGCGUCGGACAACAUAGUAGCAUCUGCGGCGGGUGUUUCAUCAUCUGAAAUUGUUUCUAAGGAAUUCCCCUCAUCGAACAAGAAGCCUCUUGUUAAUGGGACUGGGACUGGUUCCUACUUGCACCCUCUGGGCGUUGUCCUCCACAUGUCCCCACCCCCCAACCCUGGAGCAAUACGAUCAAGCUGAAGACACCAGAUAUGCCGAGUUUUUCCAGUGAAAACACUUCACUGGUUGAGCCACCGAAGAUCCCUAAGCGGUCUGAAACGCCCCAGAAUUCAACAAAUCCGGACCUCGACUCCACUCCCCUCUUGCGCCUAAAAAGCUUGAACUCGCACUUGAGGAUUCCCCUUGAACCAUCCGCGGCCG